Molecule: messenger RNA, 741 nt
Organism: Knipowitschia caucasica
Lineage: Eukaryota; Metazoa; Chordata; Actinopteri; Gobiiformes; Gobiidae
Source: the annotation of a GenBank genome assembly
AUGCCUUGCCUUUUAUCCAAACUCCUUAAAGUGUGGAGUAAAAAGCAGCAAGUUGAAGCUCUUGGACAUGUACGCCGACAAGAACAAGCCCCGGUGAAUGGGAACUUCCUGCAGCUCUCUGUCCUGGACUUAUCCAAUAAUGACCUUGUGGUUCUUCCUGACAACAUCUUCAGCGGCAUGCCCAACCUGGAGAACCUCAGUUUACAGAACAGCUCCAUGGUUUCCUUACCGGACGGGAUCCUGAAUGUGCCACCUCUUCAAGACUUGGAUCUGAGGGACAACAGCAUGAGACUUAUCCCAACAUCCAUCAUGUCUGAAUUCAGCCAUAAACCAGGUCUCCACAUACAACUGGAUGGCAACCCAUGGCGGUGUGACUGCAUGAUUGAAGACUUCCUCUCCUGGCUACAAAACUCCUCACAGAUUACUGAUGUCCAGACACUAUCAUGUGCAGAACCAGAGGAACUGCGACAUAUUCCCUUACUCCAAGUCCAACACUCUCAGAUGAAAUGCUCGGUAGACAUGGACGGCGUUCUGGAAACCUCUUACGUCUUCCUGGGGCUGGUCCUGGCUUUGAUUGGUGUCAUAUUCCUACUUGUGCUCUACCUGAACAGAAAAGGCAUAAAGCGGUGGAUCUAUAAUAUUCGGGAUGCUUGUAGGGACCACAUGGAGGGGUACCAUUACAGAUAUGAGAUCAACUCGGAUCCACGCCUCGCCAACUUGAGCAUAAACUCGGACGUGUAA